AUGUAUGUUUGUUUAAUAUUAAUUUUAUCAAGCCAAGUAUUCGCAAAUUACGCUCCGGAAAAUGAGUCUCCGAAUGUAGGUACAGUUCUGUUUAAACAUUCGGAUAGCAAUUCAAAAAGAUGGACGCGAUCCAGAAUAAGUUUGCUGCAGGCUAGAAAACAUUUUCAGAAGCUAAUACCAUCUGCGUACCUAGCUGGAACGAUAAACGAAAGAUAUGUAGCUAAUUUAUUUCAAUACUUCCAAACAUCUUACACAACGGUGAAGAGAGAAGUAAAGAAUCCAGCAAUGUAUAAUAUAAUGAACAUUGCUCUGUCAGAUGCUCUAGGAGGAUAUCUUAAACUGUGGGUCCUACCGAUAACUAAAUACGCGUACUACGGCGGUACAGUCUCAUUAGAAAGAGCUGCAAGUAUCUUCCAAGUAUACGAUGAUAUAAAAGCUAAAUUAAAAACAGACGGCCGAGGCUGGCGCAGUCCAAAUGAGAACUUACUCAACUCUGUCGCCAUCAAUAUUGCGUCUCCGAUGCAUUUCUUCUACACAAGGAGCAUGAAAGAACCUUGCAAAGAAUUAACAUAUCUAGAAAAGACCGACUCAGGCUUAGCUAUUCCGCUACCAGUAAUAAAUUGGAGCCUGUCACCAUCUAUGUUAUUCGUGCCUUUAAAAAACCAGUCACUGAUCUCAGUAACGUCUCCCAACUCAUCCAAAACUAUACUCAAAUAUUACGAUAUCGCUAACAAAUGUAUUAAAACUCAAAGUCCACAGAAACUAGAUGAAUUCAAUGCUAGAUUUCAGACGUGGUUAGUAAACGACGUGGCACCACAUUUAAAUGAUGAUAAUUUGUACGUAGCGUUUGGAGGCAUUCUUAUACUGAUGAACCGAACUAAAAAUUUCUAUAGCAAAGUAACAGACGCUUUGGAUGACAACUUAACAAAAAUUAGAAAUAAAAUGAUCUCACUAGGAGUACCAAUAAACUGUAUGUCUACGAAAUAUAUGAUUGUAUACACAAUACUGCUGAUAGAAAUAAUAUGCAUUUUGAUAGCCGUGAUCUGUGCCAUACGUUCAAGACGAAAGAACAAACGGGCGUUCUUCAAGAAAUGCUUUAAAAAAUUUUUCAAGAGGAAACAUAAGUUUAACAUCAAUCAAGUUUCUACAGAUUCAUCCAAAAAUCGUUAUAUGAGUGACCAUUCUUACAGAGAUAAUAAAGGUUCGGGAGGUGUUAAAUUGCUGCUGAAGCCGAGACCGAGGAAUUUGGAAGUAGAUGUUCAUUUUCCGCCCUAUGACUGUAGGAUGAGAAGGAGUUAUAGCAGCCAGUCCAAUAACAAGAGCGCCAGCGAACAACUGACUCUCGUUAAUGAAGUCCCAAGAAAAUCAUCAUUGAAGAAAAUUUUGCCAGAGUUCGGAUCAAACUUUAUGGACCUACAAGAUGAAUUUUCAAAUUCACAAAUAAAUAAUAUAUACCAGAAUGUGAACGAGAUGAGAGAAAGGUCCAUUACAUCAAGGGAGAUCAUGGAAACAAAUAAAAGUAUUACUCCCGUAAAAGAAAACCGAAAAUCUACAAAACAAACGCUAUACUCCCAGGAGGUAGUUACAUUAAAACCUCCCACUACGAGAACGACGUCUGACUGCAAAAGUUGUCUGGCAUCGGGAAUUAAAAAGAAAUACUCUGGCUCUGAAGACUGCACCGGCCCUAUGAAUACAAACGCCAACAAACACGAACCAAAGAAAGUCACAUAUAAUGAGCCUCCAACUAGAAGUGGAAGGUCGAGGAGACGAGAAAAAACACCAUGUAAAACUAAAACUAGCCCAGAUAUUGAGAUUAAUCAAACUGAAAUACAUGACCAGGCUGGAGAAAAGUAUGACAGUAGAAUAGAAAGUAAUAAAAAGCCUCAAACUCAACCAGAUCAUCCUCUACUACGAAUAAAAAUAGAUAGACCAGAAACAGAAAUUAAAGUAGGCAUCACUAGCUACAGAAAAUCUAAUGAUGAUAUAAAAAAACCAAGCAGGAUCCCGAGACUUGCUGUCAAGGAAACCAAAACGGACAAUUACAACGAAUAUAGCAAUCCUGGUUCUACACUCUCAUUGAACAAUACGAAUAAAAAUGACUCGACUAUGAAAAACUUGCAAAAAAGGACUGUAGACGACAGCGCAUUAAACCGUCCCAGUACGACAAGUAAAUUAAAUAGCACACUGUAA
Molecule: messenger RNA, 2190 nt
Organism: Danaus chrysippus (African queen)
Lineage: Eukaryota; Metazoa; Arthropoda; Insecta; Lepidoptera; Nymphalidae
Source: the annotation of a GenBank genome assembly